AUGGCGACCGAGGUAGCAUUUGACACGUCUAUGGGCUCUUUCUCUGUAGAGCUCUACAAUACCCAUGCACCCAAGACAUGCAAGAACUUCGCGACACUUGCCGAACGCGGCUACUACAACAAUGUCAUCUUCCACCGUAUCAUCCCUAACUUCAUGGUUCAGACAGGCGAUCCUACCGGCACUGGUCGAGGCGGUAGCUCCAUUUACGGCGAGAAAUUCGAAGACGAGAUUCGCGGAGACUUGAAACACACCGGAGCUGGAAUCUUGAGCAUGGCCAACAGUGGGCCAAACACCAACGGCAGUCAAUUCUUCGUUACACUUGCGCCCACCCCAUGGCUGGACGGAAAGCACACAAUCUUUGGCCGUGUCAAGAGUGGCAUGAGAAUCAUUCAGCGCCUGGGGCUCGUCAAGACAAACGGAGAAGACAAGCCUAUGGACGAGGUCAAGAUCAUUCGGGCUCGAGUGGUCGAGCCGGGGGCACAGGAGUGA
Molecule: messenger RNA, 489 nt
Organism: Penicillium canescens
Lineage: Eukaryota; Fungi; Ascomycota; Eurotiomycetes; Eurotiales; Aspergillaceae
Gene: cyp1
Product: putative peptidyl prolyl cis-trans isomerase (CypC)
Exons: 3
Coding region: 1-489 (162 amino acids)
Biological process (GO): protein folding; protein peptidyl-prolyl isomerization
Cellular component (GO): catalytic step 2 spliceosome
Molecular function (GO): peptidyl-prolyl cis-trans isomerase activity
Source: RefSeq, a predicted model, not a curated record